CCAGCGUCAGUCGGUCGUCGAGCUGCCCGUGGAGCGUUUCGAGCCGCUCGCGCACGCACACGAGUCGCGCAAGACGCAAAUUUCGACUUAUUUACAACUCUAAAUUACCACAAACAACAACAACGACCAUAGGACUCUUCUCACGUUCAUUUCCCUAGUUGUAAUACAGAUUAAAACACUCGCAGUGCUGUACAAUUCAAGUGAUCACAGUGCCCCAGUGCGUAUAGUUUAAUAAUUCAAGUGUAAAGUGAUAAACUUUUAUUCCAAGGACACAGGAACAAGGAACAUUACCACUGGAGUUAUCACAAGGAAUGAUUGAAUGUUGGGUGUAAUGGCAACUGUCACUACCGGUCUCUUGUCGCCGAAUUCCUAUGGGCUAAAUACAGAACAAGCGGUCAAAAUGGCCGCCACGUCAGACGAGUACGACGAUAAUCCGUACGAUGGCGCACGUUUCACCGCGUCACAAUCCAGCGACUCAGAGCCGGACACCAGUGCCACCUGUUACCGCCUCGCCACACCAACCGAAACAGUACCCGCUAACAACAAGCGCAACAAACGGAAAAACUUCGAACCGCGCUGCACGAACAUAACCUUCUCAGACGCGGAAAACGAAGACACUCUACACCUAGCAAUUAAUAACAAUAAUAAUAAAAACAGACGGAAAACAACCGCGCGUAAAAUUAUACAUAAUCCACAACAGAGUAAUUUCUAUCCGAUGGAUUUGACGAAAAACGAGAGCGAAUCUCAGAGCGACGGUAGUAAUUCAGAUGAUGCUGAUGAAGAGUCGCCAAGUCGCCAUUUUGAUAGCUUUCACACCCAAGACAACGAAAAUGAACAUGAAAAUGAAAACAAUGAAGAUAAUGAGGAGGAAAACUCGAAUUCGGGUGAAGAUACCGAUGAUAAACCAGCGAAUAAUUUUUCCAUACAUAACUUAUCAAAGAGUUCGACAACGCCGGACUUUCAACAGUUGGCGGCGGCGGCUGCGGCAGCUAGUUAUCAUGCGCAGCAUGCGUUGUUGAAUGCUGCCGCGAAUGGAGGCGUUGCGAAUGGCCCAGGUGUGGAUAUGCGGGAGUAUGCUAUGAAUACCAUGCGUGAGUUGUUGGGGAUUUACGGACUUACAUCGGAAGUUGCUGAGAGUAUCACGCGACAGUUGCCUAUCGCUGCGUUUACUUCAGGUCAAAUGUUGGAAAGUUUAUCACUGCAUCAACUAGGCAACCAACAACACACGCAGCCAUUACAACAGCAGCAACAGAAUGCCUCGGGUAGUCAAACCCCGCCAAGUCAGCCACCCACACCACCCUCAACACCGUUAUCACCGAAAACCCCUUCGGCAUCGUCGAUCUCCUCCGUAUCACAUCUUUCGCACUUGAGUAACUUGGCGUCCAGUUUGAAUAAUUCCGUUAAUAACAUUCCAAACAUCCCUAGCUCUAUCCCGAAUAUUCCUAAUGUUACUAUCACUACCAGUGCGGGUAAUACACCCUCUCCGUUGAAUUUGAUGUCUGUGAAAAAGAAUCGAAGAAUAUUAUCAGUGGAGGCGGCGGUGGUGGUAGUAGUGCUGGUGGAAGCAACAGGUUCCUCACAGGGGCUGUUACACCGACCAAUGGUAAUACAAGUACUCCACUCGGGGGCGGCGGUGGUGUUGGUGCGCAUUCGUCGCUUUCACCCCAAUCGGCUGCGUUGA
Molecule: messenger RNA, 1681 nt
Organism: Dalotia coriaria
Lineage: Eukaryota; Metazoa; Arthropoda; Insecta; Coleoptera; Staphylinidae
Product: GATA zinc finger domain-containing protein 10-like
Exons: 4
Coding region: 320-1681 (453 amino acids)
Source: RefSeq, a predicted model, not a curated record